This is a messenger RNA of Mauremys reevesii (Reeves's turtle), 2753 nucleotides long. Its product is annotated as NADH-cytochrome b5 reductase 3. Gene Ontology annotation, molecular function: oxidoreductase activity; FAD binding. The coding region runs from base 88 to 993 and encodes 301 amino acids. The record is from RefSeq and is a predicted model, not a curated record. Lineage: Eukaryota; Metazoa; Chordata; Testudines; Geoemydidae. The transcript is spliced from 9 exons. Gene Ontology annotation, cellular component: mitochondrion.
CACAUUGUAGCGCACUGGGCCGGGGGGCGGGGCGGCUUUUGGGAUCGUCUCAGCGCAGCAGCAGCAGGGAGGGAGCCCGGCGCAGAGAUGGGGGCGCAGCUCAGCAGGCUUGGAGGGAUUGUGACAUACCCGUUAUGGCUAAUCUACAGCUUGAUCAUAAGACUGUUUAGGAAUCCCCCUCCUGCAAUUACCCUGGAGAACCCUGAAGUGAAAUACCCAUUAAGGCUGAUUGACAAAGAGGAAAUUAGCCACGAUACGAGAAGAUUUCGCUUUGCCCUUCCAACUCGAGAGCACAUUCUAGGUCUCCCUAUUGGACAGCAUAUUUAUCUUUCUGCACGGAUUAAUGCAAAUCUGGUUGUCAGACCCUACACACCAGUCUCCAGCGAUGAUGACAAAGGCUAUGUGGAUCUUGUUGUCAAGAUUUAUUUUAAAGGGGUCCAUCCAAAGUUCCCUGAGGGAGGGAAGAUGUCUCAGUAUUUAGACAGCCUGAAGUUAGGAGAUACCAUUGACUUCAGAGGUCCCAGUGGAUUACUUGUCUACAAGGGAAAAGGCAAGUUUGCUAUUCGUGCUGAGAAGAAAUCUGAACCUGUUCUUAAAACAGUGAAAUACGUUGGAAUGAUUGCAGGUGGAACUGGCAUAACUCCUAUGCUGCAGCUCAUUCGUGCCAUCAUGAAGGACAAAGAUGAUCACACCAUUUGUCAGCUGCUGUUUGCUAAUCAGACUGAGAAAGACAUCCUGUUACGUUCAGAACUGGAGGAAGUUCAGGUUCAGCAUCCAGAACGUUUUAAGCUUUGGUACACGUUGGACAGAGCACCUGAGAAUUGGGAUUAUAGCCAGGGAUUUGUGAGUCAAGACCUGCUCAGAGACCACAUGCCCCCUCCUCAAGAUGAUGUUCUAAUCCUCAUGUGCGGCCCUCCUCCAAUGAUCCAGUAUGCUUGCUUACCUAACCUUGAAAAACUGGGAUACACCAAGGACAUGAGAUUCUCCUACUAAAGAAGAUUUAGCUGUGCUGUAGUGCGGAAAGAAAGCUGAUGUAAGGAAAAGCAUCUAGAUAACAGGGAACAAGACAAAGUAUGCACACAGGUGGCUGGUGUACAGUGCUGGCAAGCUACAUUUAGAUUAUAAUCACUUAGAUUUCUUAAUGAGUUUGGAAGACAAGCCAUCUGUUUUAGACUCAAAUUUUAAUUUUUACUGUUGUGCCAAAUUUUGGCACACCACUAAAAACAAACAAUUUAACCAGGUUGCAGGUGGGUAGUGAUGUAUGAUGUUUCCCUUAACACAUUCGUCAGAGAGACUCUGACUACAAUUCAAUGUCAAUUUUCAGCAGCAAAGCAGAAUUUUUAAGGGAAUGAAGAGGUCAGUUACAUUGCUUAGCAUUGUAAUCACAGUGGUAACUAGUUACUUCCCAACACUGUGUAUAUUGGAUAGCAUACAUGGUGUGAACUAUGGCCACGUAUGGGAAGUACACCUUUAUUUACCUUACUAUUGCCAAAUCUUAAUUAUCUCAAAGCUUUUACAGUAGGCGGGUCAACAGUGGCUGCCUCUUACCACCGUCACCUUGCAGAGGUGAAAUCUGGUGGUUUACUGGUUAUGACAGCGAUGGUGUAAGAUGUCAAACAUAAAUACGCCUACUAGGAACAUAAUUUCCAGUUGUAUUUUGGACUGACCUCACUUAAAGCAGAUCUUUUCCAGCUGAUCACCUUCACUAGCCAUUCCCCUCCCAAGGACCUGAGAUUAAUUCCUGAAGGCAGGGGCUUUUGAAUAUAGAAUGUUGAAGCAGUUAUUUAAAGAGCUGAAGGUGCUAGACUAGGGGGGAGGUGUUCCCUCUGUAGAAAACUGUAGAUUUGACUACUUUUCAGAAUUGGUCCUGCUGGGAUUUCACUUGCAGAUCUCUAGGUGUACUAAAAUCCCACUAGCAAAAACUACUCAAUUUAAAGUAGUACUCAUUUAGUCUCUUUUUGUACAUUUAUUUCUCUAAGUUACUACCCUGCAUACAGUGCUCAAGUAAAACUCCAUUGAGAAUUUUGCCCAAAAAGGAUGUGUAGAAUUGAACUUGUCUGACAGCAACUUCAUCUGUCUAGCCAAAUCCAAAAGUGCUGGGCUGAUUGGACCUAAACUGUAGAUGUUUCCAUACACAAUUUUUUACUUUCCAGCAAUUGAGAUAGAAGCUGUCCUACCGAUAAGUUGUCAAAAAUAUAAAAUCUUGUUUGAGUUGCUAAAACUGUGGGCUGAAAGAUUAUAUUCUCUGGGCAGCAGUUGCAUCUGACACUGAAAGAGUAAGUAACAUUGAUACUAUAACCUCAGAGUAAUAUGUAUCUUUGUAAUUUGGAGGACCUCCUCUUGUGCCUAUGUACAGCUUUGUAUUCUGCACUUAACAGGUGGAAAAGAUAAUAUUAUUCAUUCUAGGUUUCUUUACAUUUAAUAGCCUUGCUGCUGGGAGAUUUGUCAAUGUGUGCUUCUUACAGGCUGAAACUUGGGCUUCGCUAGAACUGUACUGCAUCCUCCGAGUACAACUGAGGUAUUCCUGCUACUAAUUUAAAUCUGUCUUUGGAGCAGGCAAUAUGUACAAGUUUAAAGUAAAGCAUUGGUGUUGCUUGUAUCUCUAGGGGACAAACAUACCCAAAGAUUUUUUUUUUAUGAGCAGCUCUAUAGCUGGUUAAUCUCAAGCUGUUUUGUAUUACUUAUCAUGCAUAUUCACUUACUGGCUUUUUCAAAAUGUUUGUGCAAGAAAUAAAAUAUUGUGCUGAUUGUCA